Molecule: messenger RNA, 1490 nt
Organism: Octopus sinensis (East Asian common octopus)
Lineage: Eukaryota; Metazoa; Mollusca; Cephalopoda; Octopoda; Octopodidae
Product: palmitoyltransferase ZDHHC11-like
Exons: 8
Coding region: 662-1399 (245 amino acids)
Biological process (GO): peptidyl-L-cysteine S-palmitoylation; protein targeting to membrane
Cellular component (GO): Golgi apparatus; endoplasmic reticulum
Molecular function (GO): protein-cysteine S-palmitoyltransferase activity
Source: RefSeq, a predicted model, not a curated record
UAUUUUUCCCGCAUUUUCCUUUAUGAAGAUUUAGGUUGCCGUCAACGAAUGAGUGAUGUCAUAAUAAAAUACAACGUUACAAUUUAAUAAAUAUAAAAUUUUCUCUUCACAAGUCACGGGCCAUUAUAAGUAUCAAAAAUGCCUAGUUUAUAGCCGAUUAACGGUAAAUUCUAUUUUUCUUUUCCCAGUUUAUAAAUGAGCUUUCAUGUGCCUGUUUAGUUCGUUAGUUGUACCCAAAGACUAAACCAAAGUACACGUGAGUUUUAUUACUGUGCAAUAAGUUGCAAGAUCAGUAUCCAUUGUAUUAUACAUAUGCCUUACAUAUUCACCUUCCAUACAAUAUAUGGCGAGGCGCAAAGUAAAGCAGGCAAUCUUCUAUUUAUUGUAUAAUCUGAGAACUUCUGAGACUUCAAUCUUCAGACCUAGCUCAGAAUUGCCGAGUGAUUCACUUGUAAACUGGAUUAAUCUCACUUCAAUCCUCAAAUCCUCGACCAUUUGAUAUAUCUAGUUGUUCAUUGUGCUGUGACCUGUCCAGUCCUUGAUGUUGUCAAACCAGGAUUUUCUCUGUCUGCCUAUCUUUCAUCCUCCCUCGACUUUGUCCUGAAGAAUGGUUUUGUACAGGGAGUUGUGGUGGGAUAGAUGACCAUACCAGUUUACGAUAAUGUCAAGUGUAAAGAAGUUAUUUAUGUGCCAUUCAAGUGAGAAAAAGGAAGGGUUUGUUCGUAAGAAUGGCUUACACUCACCCUUCUCGAAAGACCAGAUGAUAACUUUAAUAUUAAUACUAUACAUCACCAUUGUUCUCUUUUCGACAAUGAUUCCGGCUGCGAAUAAGACCAUUCAACUAAUCGUCACUCCUCUGUUUAUCAUAAGUUUUGGAGUGUUUCUUGGAAGCUUUCUAACUGUUACAUACAUUGAUCCAGUAGAAGAAAAUGUUCAGAAACGACUGGCUUUAUCAGGAGCCAAUAUAACAUACUGCAACAUAUGUACUGCAUUUGUCCAUUCAGAUUCCAGGCAUUGUAGUGACUGCAACAAAUGUAUAUCAGAGUUUGACCAUCAUUGUCCAUGGCUAAAUAACUGCAUAGGGAAAAAGAAUAUGGUCUCUUUCCAGGUAUUCUUGUAUUCAACCCUUAUAUCUUCGUCAUCUGCAUUUACUUUUGGUUUAUUGGAAGUAAUAGCUUUCUUUAAUAACAAAUUCGCUCACAUGAUUCAAGAUCAUAACAACUUGCGAGUUUUUGGCUUGGUGGUUCCUUCAGCCUACUGGCUAUUUACAAUAAUUUUGGCAAUCAUUUUAAAUCUCAUUUUUUCUGCUGAAAUGGUAUUAAUGAUUUCAUACCGCAAAUAUUUGGAUUACAAAAGGAAGAAGAGAAAGAAGAAAGUUGAAAUGUCUGAUUAUGAUUAAUUAAUCAUAUGAAGAAACCAAAUUUUUCCUUAAAUAUCAUUUUCAAGACAAAAAAGUCACAAAAAAACCCCAGAAAAGUGAUGUUUCACUA